Messenger RNA from Haemonchus placei, 243 nucleotides. Lineage: Eukaryota; Metazoa; Nematoda; Chromadorea; Rhabditida; Trichostrongylidae. The record is from the annotation of a GenBank genome assembly.
CAGGCGAAAAUCAUCCUUCCACGGGUUACUGCUGUAAUAACGGCAGAUAUGAUGCCUCGAUGUCUACACUAGUGGGAACCAACAGAUGGGUUGGGCGAUAACAUGCCGUCAGUUGACCCCUCGAUCAAUGACCUGCUCAACGUGCACCACCCAAUACUUUGGCUUCACUCUGGGGCCCAUUUUUCUUUGUGUCUUCAGACGAGACGUUUUCGCCCAUUGAACAGCGCAAGGUACGCUGCAUAG